AUGACGGAUAAAACAACUAUCAGCCAUCUUCCACUUCUUACAAAAGUCAACUUUCAGAACUGGAAGAAUGUCAUGUUUUCAUUCUGUCUCAGACAACAAGUCGAUGCCCAUCUUCUAUCCAAUCUUGUUCUUGGCGAGAAAGAUGCUGUAACCAAAGCGGCUUUAGAAGAUAAGAAAGCAAAUGCUGCUGGAAUUCUUGGUGGUAAUUUAGGCUUAGAAAACUAUGCUAAGUUCAUUACCGACAAAAACGUCAGGGAACCUCAUCUGAUCUGGUUGGCUUUACUUCAACACUUUCAAUCCAACUCUUCUCAAAAUCAAGUGGUCGUUUAUCAAGAUUUCUUGAAAAUCGGUUUCAAUUCCACUUUAGAACAAUUCAUCAAGGACAUAGACGUCGGAAUAUCAAAUCUUUGUUUGGUCGGAAUCAAGAUUGUCAAGUUUGAGAAAAGUCCUCUUGAUCUGGAUUUGAUCAAAGAAUAUCUGAAUUCAAAACAAUUGAGUACGACUGGUAUUCCAUCAAACUCAAUUGAUUCCUCUCAUGUCAAGACAGAAUCGGCAAUGAAGACGAUAAUCACAUACUGUGAAAAUGGACAACACAACAAGUCAGCUCAUCAUAGUAGAACUAAUUGUUAUCAGCUUCAUCCUGAGAAAGCUCCUGAAUCCUACAAGAAUCACAAGUCUAACUCUGGGAAGAAGAAAGCCAAUGCUGUCACAUUGUCGGACAACAUCAGUGGUGUAUACAUUUGCGUCUCCGAUGUGCCAGAAACUCCCCACUCCUGA
This is a messenger RNA of Puccinia graminis f. sp. tritici CRL 75-36-700-3, 777 nucleotides long. RefSeq lists its product as uncharacterized. Lineage: Eukaryota; Fungi; Basidiomycota; Pucciniomycetes; Pucciniales; Pucciniaceae. The transcript is spliced from 3 exons. The coding region runs from base 1 to 777 and encodes 258 amino acids. The record is from RefSeq and is a predicted model, not a curated record.